AUGAUGCAAUCAGAGAGAAUUCUACCCUCCUGGGAAACCUUUGACGUCCCAUGCUCAAAUCUUGAUCAAUCGAGACUUUAUGAUCCACCUAUGGAUUUUCUCAUGUGGGAUAAUCUAGAUUUUUCCUCUUCACCUGAAGAAUUAUCUGUUAUUUCUUCAAACUCAAAUGUUCCAACCAUGUUUUCUGAUGAGUUAUUUGAUCUUCCAAAUUUGAGCGAUGAUAUUUUCAUCCCUUCACCCAUGGAGGGAUUGGAGACUAUUUCCAGUGGAGAAAUCGCAGACAUCUGUGGGUGGACAAAUGAAAGUGAUUAUGAAGCAAAUUUUAUAAAUCCUGUCCCCACAAAUGGAGAAGAAUACAGUCCUGGUUUUUCACUGGAAUCCAGUGAGGAUUCAGUGGUGUUUCCAUUGACGAAUGGGUCUAAUACGUUGCCAGGAGACAUGGAAAUGGACAAUGAAACGAGUCUCCAUCACCUGAUAAAGGCCUAUGGAGAGGCCACAGAGAAUGGACAGCAGGAGCUUGCCCGGGUGAUUGUUAACUCUAUAGAGGAGAAGAGCAAUCCCCUCGGAAAGACAAUGGAAAGGAUAGCUUUCUAUUUAUUCCAGUUGAAACAGAAUCAAGGCGAUUAUCUGAGACAAGAAUCACUCAGGAAUUUUACAGCUGCGUUCAAGGCGUUCUACCAAGGUCUUCCGUAUGGGAGAUUAGCUCAUUUUGUUGCCAACUCGGCGAUUCUAGAAGCUAUGCCAGAUGAUGCAGAAACAAUUCACAUAGUUGACUUUGAUAUUGGAGAAGCGAUACAAUGGCCUCCAGUUAUUGAGGCCAUAAGUCAAAUGCAUAAGGCGCUAAAAUUUACAUUGAUAAAAUCAGAUGAUGAAUGCAGUUCUCCUUGUUGGGACAUUGAGGAAACGAAACAACGGCUCCAAGAUCAUGCAAGAGAACUUGGUCUGAAACUACAAAUUGACGAAAAGAGUGUUUCAGAUCUAGCAAGUGAAAUAACCAGGACGAAGAAAAGAGGACAAGCCAGAGAGUGUUCAUUCUUGGACAAACUAUUGAAGCAUUAUCAAGCCCUAUUCGAAUCAUUAGAACUGAGUUUCCCAGUUCAUCUAGCUGAUGCCAGAACAGCCUUGGAGAGUCUUUUUCUAGUACCUUAUAUGAGUUCCCUUCAUUGGUUUCUAGACUUGGAGAAAUUGAUGGAAAAUUCUGAUCUUCAAUCAGAAACCGGAUUGGAGGGCCGAAAACUGAGCAAACAAAGCAUAAUCGAAGCUAAGCAGAUUGUGAACGAAAGAGAGAACACAUACAAGGUGAAGAUCGAAGGACACAGAGAACAUGAGAUGGUGUUGGAAUGGAAGGGCACUCCACUAGUAAGAGUUUCCACUUGGAUGUGA
Molecule: messenger RNA, 1383 nt
Organism: Fraxinus pennsylvanica
Lineage: Eukaryota; Viridiplantae; Streptophyta; Magnoliopsida; Lamiales; Oleaceae
Source: the annotation of a GenBank genome assembly